Klebsormidium nitens is the source of this 1431-nucleotide messenger RNA. NCBI's taxonomy places the organism in Eukaryota, Viridiplantae, Streptophyta, Klebsormidiophyceae, Klebsormidiales, Klebsormidiaceae. The record is from the annotation of a GenBank genome assembly.
AUGUCGUGGUAUGAUAGGGUUAUGGUCCAGAACAUAACACCUGGGAACCCGAGGAACCUCAAGAAUGCGCCUGAGAUUUUGGCGGAAUAUUGGAGCAGAACGAUGUCGCGUCCAGACCGGUGUAGUGUUUUUCUCCCUGAAUGCCAGUACGACAUGGAUCGUCAGAAUGCUAUGCUGGAGGUACCUAGCGUCCUCCCCAAAGCACCGAACGCGGUACAAAGACCGGCCGAUCUGGCGUCGGCUGCCUCGCAGUUCCCGCCAAAGAUGGCGGCUUCCGUGGCACAGGCACCCGCUGGGGGACUGAGAGAGAAAGGUGGCAUCACCUUUCUGAGAGGGAACAUGGAUGAUCAGGGAAAGACUGUGCAUAAGAUCGAUCCGAGAGAGAUGGAUCUAAAUCUGUUGGCUUUGGCGCGAACCGAGUACGUAAACAUCCUCGGAAAUGUGUUGACAGACCCCAUCAGAGAGGGGCUCGUUGCGCAGUACGACACGAGCAAGGCUGAGAGUCCAAAACCGGCCGAAGUCGUGAGGACGUAUCAAAAGGUGCUGAAAGAGGUGACGCUUUGGAACAACCACAUCGUGCAGGCGGAGACGGAGAGGAUUCUCGGCGACUCGAAGACCAUGUUGCAGAAUCUUUUGGCGGCGAUCUACAUCUCGAACCUGAAGAUCAUGGCGAGUAUCAGGAUCUCAAAGGGCGUGUCCUACGUUUCGUUGACGAUCCCCUCUUGCGAGUCCUUCAUUCAUCGCAUCUACAUCGAAUGUGCACGAAUACUUUAUCAGAAUCCUUACAUCAUGCACUUGCGCGAGCACGAACCAGUAGAAUUAUUCAAGAGGAGUGGACGCCUGGGGGAGAUCGUUUCUAUGGCGACCGAGAGGGCCACUCGGGCAAUGCUGCCGGUUCGCGAGCUGCUCGAAGAGUAUCUGAAUCCAGACAUCUUUAAUGGGGCCGUGAUCGGCCUAGAUGCGCCACCUGUUGGACCUCGCCCCAGACCUCAAGUAUUCCGUCCCGAAUACGAAGCACCCCGGUCCCUGCCGCGAGAAGAGGUCUUCGAGCCCCCGCCUCCGCCCUCGCCACCGAGCGAGCGGCCUAUGCAGCCGAGCAUCGGCAUCGUGACCCCGUUGCAGACAGUAGAGGGACAGCCUGUGGAAGAACGCCCCGCAUUGCCGUUCCUCAAGAGCAACAUGCAAAAGAAGCUGGACGACCUCCCGCCCAUGUUGAGAGAGAAGUUGGGUCUCGACGAGAAGGAGGAGCUCAAGACUAUUGCGACCACGGCUGGUCGUGGCCAACCGCAGCCUCAGAUGAUGGUGGAGGCGUACGAGGGCAGGCUUCCCAAGAAUUCGUUCGAGGAAGAGAGCGAGGGUUCAGAUUCCGAAGAGGACGAUCAGAGCGGAGGCGAAGAGUCGGAUGACGACGACGAAUCAGGAGACGAUUGA